Rhizopus microsporus ATCC 52813 is the source of this 558-nucleotide messenger RNA. RefSeq lists its product as uncharacterized. NCBI's taxonomy places the organism in Eukaryota, Fungi, Mucoromycota, Mucoromycetes, Mucorales, Rhizopodaceae. Bases 1 to 558 code for a protein of 185 amino acids. The transcript is spliced from 2 exons. The record is from RefSeq and is a predicted model, not a curated record.
AUGAAAAUAGACUUGCGUCUUGUUGCUGCUCGCUCGAACAAACGACUUUCCGAUAAUGGAUAUGACAAAUUUGCCAAAUUUAUUUCCGAGCCAAAGUUCUAUAAAGAUAAGAGGAAGGCUGUUUUUGCCUCAAAGGCUUUACUAAAUUCAAUAAUCCGCAAGAACCCCUUUAUUAAUUGUCAAGAGAUUCAUGUUCCUUAUGUGAUUGUGAUGGUAUUCGAGUUGCACUUGUGCUCUUUGUCUUUGAGUCGCAAAAAGACAUACAUCACAAGAAACCUAAAGAGUGUUUCCUUUCCCUCGACUCUUGAUAAUCUUCCUGAAGCAUUAGCCAAUGGUCUUUUAGGUCUUUUGCCAAGAGGCUGGUUACCAAGGGUACUAGAAGGAAAAGCAUGGAUGAUUUCUUGCCUCUUCUUCAAAUACGAACAGCAACAAUGGCUGGCCAACCAAGAUAUUAUGGGAGGAUGUGGACGAGGAGGUGAGGGUAUGGGAGACAUGAAGGAUGAACUGUCUGAAGACGAUGAUGUCGAGGAAGAGAAUGAUGACGACGAUCAGGAGUAG